GUGGAGGCUGCUGCCGGUCCCCCGCCGGGUGUUGCUGAGCGCGGAGCCCGCGGGGCCCGUGAGGUCAAGUGCUUGGGAUCUCCUUCUGAGUGAGUGAGCGCACACCUCUCAUUGCUGACAGACGUGAUGUUUUACCGGUUGCUAUCGGUGGUCCAAAGACAAAGAACCAGCCGAGGAUGGCAGAACUGGUCCUCAGCCAGAAGCGGUGCAUCAGCGGCCGAGGCGCAUUCUGUCGCCCUGCCUGCCCAGGCGCAGGUGGUCAUCUGUGGCGGGGGAAUCAUGGGCACAUCUGUGGCCUAUCACCUGUCCAAGAUGGGGUGGAAGGACAUUGUCCUUUUGGAGCAGGGCAGGCUGGCUGCUGGCUCUACGAGGUUCUGUGCGGGCAUCAUAAGCACUGCCAGGCACUUGAGCAUCGAGCAGAAGAUGGCAGACUAUUCAAACAAACUGUACCAGCAGUUAGAGCAAGAAACGGGGAUCCAAACAGGUUACAUACGGACAGGCUCCAUCUUUCUGGCCCAGACUCAGGACCGGCUGAUCUCCCUGAAGCGCAUCAACUCCAGGCUGAAUGUGAUAGGCAUCCCUUCUGAGAUCAUCUCCCCCAAGAAAGUGGCCGAACUGCACCCUCUGCUCAACGUGCAUGACCUGGCGGGGGCCAUGCACGUCCCCGAGGACGCGGUGGUGUCCUCUGCUGAUGUGGCUCUCGCACUGGCAAGUGCUGCCUCCCAAAAUGGUGUUCAGAUCUAUGACCGGACAAGUGUUGUUCACGUGAUGACCAAAAAAGGUGAAGUCACUGGUGUGGAGACAGAUAAAGGACAGAUCGAAUGCCAGUAUUUUGUCAACUGUGCUGGUCAGUGGGCAUACGAGCUGGGUCUGUCCAACGAGGAGCCGAUUAGUAUCCCGUUACAUGCCUGCGAACACUUCUACCUCCUGACUCGCCCCUUGGAGACCCCUCUGCAGAGCAACACACCAAAUAUUGUGGACGCCGAUGGCAGAAUUUAUAUUCGCAACUGGCAGGGCGGCAUCUUGUCUGGGGGCUUUGAAAAAACCCCGAAACCAAUUUUCACUGAGGGCAAGAACCAGCUGGAGAUUCACAACCUACAGGAAGACUGGGACCACUUUGAGCCCCUGCUGAGCUCCCUCCUGCGUAGGAUGCCAGACCUGGAGACGCUGGAGAUUGUGAAGUUGGUCAAUUGCCCCGAGACCUUCACGCCAGACAUGAGGUGCAUCAUGGGCGAGUCUCCUUUGGUUAAGGGCUACUACGUCCUGGCAGGAAUGAACUCCGCUGGCCUUUCGUUUGGUGGAGGAGCUGGAAGGUACCUCGCUGAGUGGAUGGUGCAUGGUUAUCCCUCAGAAAACGUCUGGGAGCUGGACCUGAAGCGUUUUGGAGCCCUGCAGAGCAGCCGCACCUUUCUGCGCCACCGGGUCAUGGAAGUCAUGCCUCUGCUGUACGAUUUGAAGGUUCCUCGUUGGGACUUCCAGACAGGGAGGCAGUUACGCACAUCCCCUCUCUAUGACCGGCUGGACGCACAAGGAGCCAGGUGGAUGGAAAAGCAUGGAUUCGAGAGGCCGAAGUACUUUGUGCCACCAGACAAGGACCUCCUGGCUUUGGAGCAGAGCAAGACUUUCUAUAAGCCGGACUGGUUUGACAUUGUGGAGUCUGAAGUCAAGUGCUGUAAGGAAGCCGUAUGUGUCAUUGACAUGUCCUCUUUCACAAAGUUUGAAAUAACAUCCACCGGAGAUCAGGCAUUAGAAAUUCUGCAGUACCUCUUCUCCAAUGACCUUGACGUGCCCGUGGGCCACAUCGUGCAUACCGGCAUGCUCAAUGAGGGCGGAGGAUAUGAAAAUGACUGCAGCAUAGCGCGCCUGAACAAGCGCAGUUUCUUCAUGAUUUCUCCGACCGACCAGCAGGUCCACUGUUGGGCCUGGCUUAAGAAGCACAUGCCGCUGGACAGCGACCUGCUCCUGGAGGACGUCACCUGGAAAUACACGGCCCUCAAUCUGAUUGGUCCUCGAGCUGUGGAUGUGCUGUCCGAGUUGUCCUAUGCCCCGAUAACUCCAGACCACUUCCCAAGCCUCUUUUGCAAGGAGAUGAGUGUGGGCUAUGCCAAUGGGAUCCGGGUGAUGAGCAUGACUCACACGGGAGAGCCAGGCUUCAUGCUUUACAUCCCCAUAGAGUAUGCCCUACAUGUCUACAAUGAAGUGAUGAGUGUUGGGCAGAAAUACGGAAUCCGGAAUGCUGGGUAUUAUGCUCUUCGUAGUCUCCGAAUUGAGAAGUUUUUUGCCUUCUGGGGUCAGGAUUUGAAUACCCUCACCACCCCCCUGGAAUGUGGACGAGAGUCUCGGGUGAAAUUAGAGAAGGGGGUGGAUUUCAUUGGUCGAGAUGCCCUGCUGCAGCAGAAGCAGAACGGAGUGUACAAACGCCUGGCUAUGUUCGUCCUGGACGACCAUGACACAGACCUGGACCUCUGGCCCUGGUGGGGAGAGCCCAUUUACCGCAACGGGCUGUACGCUGGCAAGACCACCAGCAGUGCCUAUAGCUACACCCUGGAGCGCCACGUCUGCCUGGGCUUCGUGCACAAUUUCUCUGAGGACACUGGGGAAGAGCAGGUGGUGACAGCAGAUUUUGUCAACCGGGGAGAGUACGAGAUUGACAUCGCAGGACAGCGGUUCCAGGCCAAGGCCCGGCUCUACCCGGUCGCCUCCCUCUACACCCAUAAGCGCCGAAAGGAAGACGUGGAGCUAAGUGACUUGCAUGGGAAGUAA
Eptesicus fuscus (big brown bat) is the source of this 2763-nucleotide messenger RNA. RefSeq names its product pyruvate dehydrogenase phosphatase regulatory subunit (gene PDPR). The coding region runs from base 127 to 2763 and encodes 878 amino acids. Lineage: Eukaryota; Metazoa; Chordata; Mammalia; Chiroptera; Vespertilionidae. Gene Ontology annotation, cellular component: mitochondrial matrix; mitochondrion; cytoplasm. Gene Ontology annotation, molecular function: protein binding; oxidoreductase activity. The record is from RefSeq and is a predicted model, not a curated record. The transcript has 18 exons.